GCAGCUCAACCAGUGACACAAGCAUUCUAUUUAUUAUUAUGGCCAUGAAUACGACACCGGUCUUUCAGUCCAGCUUCUCCAUCCGAUCCUUGCUAUCUGUGGAUAAGAAGGUGGAUGCCCCGAUUCCGAACCCGAAUCCAAACCAAUCGGGUUCCGAAAAUACCUCCGAAGACGAGGCCAAGAGUUCGAGUUCCAGUCCGAUCGGUUCCGUGAAGAGCAAUAGCACUGCCAAGCCGGCCUUCACCUACAGCGCCCUAAUUGUGAUGGCCAUUUGGAGCAGUUCGGAGAAGCGCUUAACCCUCAGCGGCAUUUGCAAGUGGAUUGCAGACAACUUUCCGUACUAUCGCAGUCGGAAGAACGUCUGGCAGAAUUCGAUACGGCACAAUCUCAGUCUGAAUCCGUUCUUUGUCCGCGUGCCACGGGCCCUCGAUGAUCCCGGUCGCGGUCACUACUGGGCCCUCGAUCCGUAUGCCGAGGAUCUGUCCAUUGGCGAGACGACGGGACGCCUGCGCCGCAGCCAGAUGGGCAGAAUGCCGAAGGUGACGGGACAUGGUCAUCCCUACCAGCGGAUACCACAGCCACACUACACCCACUACAGCCAUCCAAUGAAGUCGCAUGGCGCCUACUUUCCCAGUUCCCUAGUUGACCAUCAUCAUCACCAGGCCGCCAUGCUGCAGCACUACCAUGUCAUAAUGCACAGGCAUCAGAUGAUGCAACACACCCAACUGCAACAGCCACACCACUCGCAUCUCCAGGAACAACAUCCGCCACUGCGUCAUCACCAUUAUCACUUCCACCAGGAGUAA
Molecule: messenger RNA, 806 nt
Organism: Drosophila takahashii
Lineage: Eukaryota; Metazoa; Arthropoda; Insecta; Diptera; Drosophilidae
Gene: fd19B
Product: forkhead domain 19B
Biological process (GO): regulation of transcription by RNA polymerase II
Cellular component (GO): nucleus
Molecular function (GO): sequence-specific double-stranded DNA binding; DNA-binding transcription factor activity
Source: RefSeq, a predicted model, not a curated record